GAGCUGAACUAUAUGAUACCUGUCAAGUGUCAAGUAUCGACGAUUGGAUUCUAAGAAGUGCAUAUGGGCAGCCUCGCAGGAAGAUCAUCCAAAUCAGGCCAGUUAUCGGCAAGGAACAUGUUCUAGACAAAGUCAAACAGGUCUAGAAGGUCAGACUCCAUGACCGAUAUGCCCAUGCUCCUGCAGUGUCACCACUCGCCGUCCACACGGAACGCUGUCUCCAGCCCAGCAUAUGCAAGCUCCCGAAGCCAACGUCGCUUUGAGAGCAUGACAUGGAUAGUAUCCAUUGAAACCUAUGCUCAGCCGUCUCGGAGCACUAUUUACUUUCUGCUUGCAGCUUGCUGCGUUGCUGCACAUUUAACCAAGAGAGGAAGCUACCUUAGCUUCCUGGCCCUUAAUACUACCAUUUAUCGUCAUAAUGCAGCUUGACCUCAACAACUUUUGGAUGAUCGAAGACAAUGCUCAUUGAUGUGAAAUCACCGACCCAACCGUAAUGUCAGUAUAGAACACCUAUUCCAGCACCAUGCAA
This is a messenger RNA of Aspergillus novofumigatus IBT 16806, 529 nucleotides long. RefSeq lists its product as uncharacterized. The transcript has 2 exons. Bases 160 to 429 code for a protein of 89 amino acids. The record is from RefSeq and is a predicted model, not a curated record. NCBI's taxonomy places the organism in Eukaryota, Fungi, Ascomycota, Eurotiomycetes, Eurotiales, Aspergillaceae.